AUGAGAUUACACUCGCGAUCUUGCCCCAUAACCGUCGCGCUUUUCCCCCAAUGUCGGAAGUCACGUUGCGCCGAGCCCUUCGGCGCUUCUGCGCUGCUCAAGUGUGUGUUCCUCAGUACGCUUCGGAUUUUGCUCCCGUACCGUCCGCUAAAUAUUAACGGCGUGUGCCGUUCGAAUCGACCCCUCCAUUUAUCAAACUGUAAUAUUUGUGAAAGACCAGUGCGUGAUACGUGUUUUGUCAAUAAGAUGGUAUCACCAGUAGCUGUGACUACACUCCGGGAUCUGUUCGACAAACAGCAGGCAGAAUCAACGAGUGAUAACAUCAUCCUAGAUAGGAUCAAAUCUCUGGCUGUGAAACAUCUCCCUGCAGGAUGGAAAGAAUGGAGAAUAGUAGCGACAACCAAGGUCGAUGUCUUAGAGGAACCUAUAGAUCGGCAGAUUUUAAAUAAGAUUAGAUUUACUCUACCAACAGUAGGCAUAGCACGAGCGUUCAACCCUACAAUCUCAUGCCUUUCAGAAAAAGCAUAUCGCGACAUGAAGAUCAGAAUGCUAAACUGUCCAUUCUGUCUGGGCCUUGUGACGGCACCAUCAAGUCUAGCCGCAAAGAUAAGAGGCUCGAUAGCACAGAACGAACUAGUUCUGGCAGCUCUAGAAGUUAUGAAACAUUUAAUGAUUUCAAGGAAAGAAGCCUCAUCACUCUUAUCUGAGGAUCUUUCGGAUCAGGGAAGCAGCUCUAGUGAGCAGGUAGCAAAACGAAGAAAGUAA
Acanthoscelides obtectus is the source of this 765-nucleotide messenger RNA. The record is from the annotation of a GenBank genome assembly. NCBI's taxonomy places the organism in Eukaryota, Metazoa, Arthropoda, Insecta, Coleoptera, Chrysomelidae.